CGGGACUCGCCUGUUCCCUGGGCGACGGUCAACACAGGCAGGGCUGCAAAACACAGCUGGGCACAGAUGCUGUCCCAGCCUGGAGUGUUUUUGGUCCCCAUCUGCCACUCUCUCUGAGCUCGAGAUCCGGUGUGGGACGAUGUGGGAACACCUUGUGCAGGUUAUUCUGGGUUAAGACGAGAGAGUCUCAACCAGUCUUUCUCUUUUCUUUCUUCUCUUCCUCUCCUGCUUAUCUAGCCUGCCAUGGGCAGCCAACACACUGGGCUUCCUAGAACCACAUCAUCAGGGUACCAACUGCCCCCUACCAGGCAGCUUGCCACAAUUUCCCCGGGCCGGGAUGGCCCGGCAGCAGGCAGGGCUCUCGUGGGUGGUUCCCAGGGGACUCUAGCCCCGGGUGUGCAGCAGGACCAGCUGUGGAGGGAGCUUGUGGAAGCCGAAGCGCGGGGCCAGCGGCGUUGGGCUGAGAAUUGGGGUUUCCUGAAGGACUAUGACCCUCUGCGUGUGACCUGGGAUGUCUCCUCCCCUCAGGGAAAUAAGAAGGAGCCUCAGGAGCUGCCUGCAAAUGUGCCCUUCUUCUCAGACACCUUCCCUUCCUCCACAAGCCGGGAAGUGGGCAGCAGGGUGGACACGCCUCUGGGGAGAGCCCUCAGCCACAUGGACUUCUUCUUUGUGGAAGGCACUCGGAAGAAGAAGCCAGAGGAUGAGCUGCAGCCAGUGUAGAGCCAGCUCUUGGGGCUGGUCACAGCAGCUAACCAUCAACAUCAACCAACCAGACUCCCGCCCAGAGCUCCCUGGACUAAACCACCAACCAAAGAGAACACAUGGAGGAACCCAUAGCUCCAGCUGCAUUUGUAGCAGAGGAUUGCAUUGUCUGGCAUCAAUAGGAGGAGAGGCCCUUGGUUCUGUGAAGGCUUCAGUGUAGGGGAAUGCCAGGGUGUUGAGGUGGGAGUGGGUGGGUGGGAGUGGGAGCAUCUUCAUAGAAGCAGGGGGAGGAGCGAUGGGAGAGGGAAGGAAAGGGGAUAACAUUUGAAAUGUAACUACAUAAAAAGUAUCCAGUAAGGGUUGGGGAUUUAGCUCAGUGGUAGAGCGCUUGCCUAGCAAGCGCAAGGCCCUGGGUUCGGUCCCCAGCUCCGAAAAAUAGAAAAGUUAAAAAAAAAAAAGUAUCCAGUAAAAAGUAAAUAGGGGCUGGAGAGAUGGCUCGGUGGUUAAGAGCACCGACUGCUCUUCCAGAGGUCCUGAGUUCAGUUCCCAGCAACCACAUGGUGGUUCACAACCAUCUGUCAUGAGAUCUGAUGCCCUCUUCUGAUGUGUCUGAAGACAGCUACAGUGUACUCAUAUAUAAUAAAUAAAUAAAUCUUUAUAAAUAAAUAAAUAAGAAAAAAAGAAA
This is a messenger RNA of Rattus norvegicus (Norway rat), 1387 nucleotides long. The record is from RefSeq and is a predicted model, not a curated record. Lineage: Eukaryota; Metazoa; Chordata; Mammalia; Rodentia; Muridae.